AUGAAGUACAUUGAUGAGGUUGAUCUUGAACUUGUUAAUCAAGAGCUAAAUUUCCAUUCCCCCGACAACAAUUUGGUGAUAAAGGGGGGUUGUGAAUUGUUUACCACCAAACCCAUAGGAUCAGAUAGGAAGUUGUUCAAGACGAUUGAUAAGCAUUUGGACCAAAUAAUAGAGGAUAAUCAAUUUUCACGAUCAAUCGAGAGGGAAAAACGAAAUUCAAUAAGUUCUAUGUUUGGAAGCAACGCCAGUUCACCAGAUUUAAGAAGGCACAGUGCUAUUUCAAUAAGUGAUAUGAGAAGAAGAGCCAGCUCUAACCUGGGCAGUAUAAAUUUCAAUAGAAACUCUUUACCGAAAAAUGAACAACACAACAACAACAACAACACGUCUUUGUUAUCGCAAUCGUUGAAUGACUCUGGAGUUAUUGAUGAUAACGAGCAUGCAAUUGAUGAAUCACCUUUUGGGCCUUUGAAAAAUGUCACAACAAGGAAAACUUUUGCCUAUUUAAUUGCCAUUUUAAACAGCAGUUUCCCAGAUCAAGAUUUUACCAAUUUACAACCAACAACGGAGAAUUUUUAUAGGAUAGAAUCACCAGACGAGUUGGUGCACAGAUUCAACAAUGUUUUACUUUCAUUGGGUAAAAAAGAGGAUAUAUUGAAUUGGAUAUGGGAUAUUAUAAAUUCAUAUAUGGAUGUUCUACCUUCGAAAAACUCGUCACCUUAUAUUGCUGCUCAAAAUAGUGGUGGUAGUAGACAUGGAUCAUUUUCUGCAUCAACAGGUAACAGUUCUCCGCCAUCUAAUUCAUCGUAUGAAACAUGUCAAAUAUAUCAGUUUCAACCUUCUGAUGAAUCAAUACUUGAAGAUUUGACAUAUCCCUACCAACCAAUGUGGUCAUAUUACUAUUUUAUUUACAACAAGAAGAAGAAAAGAGUUACAUUUAUCCAUAUUGCUGCUAUUAACAAAGCAGAUUAUUCGAAUGGUAAUGGGAAUCAAGGUUCAGGAAAUUCAGAAAAUUCAUCUAAUAGAGCCAAAGUGAUAAACUCAGAUGGUGAAGAGGAAUAUGAUGUGAAUGAUGAUUAUGGGGCUGUUGUAGAUGAUGACGACGACGACGAGAAUGAAGAUGUGGUUGGUGGUCUUGAAAUUUGA
Messenger RNA from Candida albicans SC5314, 1143 nucleotides. It is a transcript of the gene MAF1, whose product is annotated as RNA polymerase III-inhibiting protein. NCBI's taxonomy places the organism in Eukaryota, Fungi, Ascomycota, Pichiomycetes, Serinales, Debaryomycetaceae. The coding region runs from base 1 to 1143 and encodes 380 amino acids. The record is from RefSeq and is a predicted model, not a curated record. Gene Ontology annotation, biological process: negative regulation of transcription by RNA polymerase III. The transcript is spliced from 2 exons. Gene Ontology annotation, cellular component: nucleus. Gene Ontology annotation, molecular function: RNA polymerase III core binding.